Molecule: messenger RNA, 2184 nt
Organism: Acanthosepion pharaonis
Lineage: Eukaryota; Metazoa; Mollusca; Cephalopoda; Sepiida; Sepiidae
Source: the annotation of a GenBank genome assembly
AUGACUCUCCACAAGAUCUUCUUACUUUCCUCUAUUUCAUUCAUUCAUUCACUAUUUCUUUCUUUCUUUCUUUCUCCGAAAUUAUCACUUUUCUUUCUUUUUUUUCUUUCUUACUUCUAUCUUAUCACUUUUCUUUCUUUCUUUCUUUCUUUCUUUCUUUUCGAAAUUUUCUUUUUUUCUUUUUUUUCUUUCCGAAAUUAUCUUUUCUUUCUUUUUUUUUUCUUUUUUCUUUCUUUUCUUUUCUUUCUUUCUUUUCUUUCUUUCUUUUUCUUUCUUUUUUUUUUUUUCUUUCUUAUCUUAUCACUUUUCUUUCUUUCUUUCUUUCUUUCUUUCUUUCUUUCUUUCUCCGAAAUUAUCUCUUUUUUUCUUUUUUUUUCUUUCUUACUUCUAUCUUAUCACUUUUCUUUUUUCUUUCUUUCUUUCUUUCUUUUUUCUUUCUUUCUCCGAAAUUAUCACUUUUUUUUUUUUUUUUUCUUUCUUACUUCUAUCUUAUCACUUUUCUUUAUUUUUUUUUCUUUCUUUCUCCGAAAUUAUCUUUUUCUUUCUUUUUUUUUCUUUCUUACUUCUAUCUUAUCUUUUUUUCUUUCUUUCUUUCUUUCUUUCUUUCUUUCUUUCUUUCUUUCUUUCUCCGAAAUUAUCACUUUUCUUUCUUUUUUUUCUUUCUUACUUCUAUCUUAUCACUUUUCUUUUUCAUUUCUUUCUUUCUUUCUUUCUUUCUUUCUUUCUUUCUUUCUCCGAAAUUAUCACUUUUCUUUCUUUUUUUUUCUUUCUUACUUCUAUCUUAUCACUUUUCUUUUUUCUUUCCUUUCUUUCUUUUCUUUCUUUCUUUCUUUCUCCGAAAUUAUCACUUUUCUUUUUUUUUUUUCUUACUUCUAUCUUAUCACAUUUUCUUUCUUUCUUUUCUUUCUUUCUUUCUUUCUUUUUUCUUUCUUUCUUUCUCGAAAAAUUAUUUUUCUUUCUUUUUUUUUUUUCUUACUUCUAUCUUAUCACUUUUCUUUCUUUCUUUCUUUCUUUCUUUCUUUCUUUCUUUCUUUCUUUCUCCGAAAUUAUCAUUUUUCUUUUUUUUUUUCUUUCUUCUUAUCUUAUCACUUUUCUUUCUUUCUUUCUUUCUUUCUUUCUUUCUUUCUUUCUUUUUCUUUUCUUUCUCCGAAAUUAUCACUUUUCUUUUCUUUUUUUCUUUCUUACUUCUAUCUUAUCACUUUUUUUUUUUCUUUCUUUCUUUCUUUUCUUUCUUUCUUUCUUUCGAAAUUAUCACUUUUCUUUCUUUUUUUUUCUUUCUUACUUCUAUCUUAUCACUUUUCUUUCUUUCUUUCUUUCUUUCUUUCUUUCUUUCUUUCUUUCUCCGAAAUUAUCACUAUUCUUUCUUUUUUUUUCUUUCUUACUUCUAUCUUAUCACUUUUCUUUCUUUCUUUCUUUCUUUCUUUCUUUCUUUCUUUCUUUCUUUCUCCGAAAUUAUCACUUUUCUUUCUUUUUUUUCUUUCUUACUUCUAUCUUAUCACUUUUCUUUCUUUCUUUCUAUCUUUCUUUCUUUCUUUCUUUCUUUCUUUCUCCGAAAUUAUCACUUUUCUUUCUUUUUUUUUCUUUCUUACUUCUAUCUUAUCACUUUUCUUUCUUUCUUUCUUUCUUUCUUUCUUUCUUUCUUUCUCCGAAAUUAUCACUUUUCUUUCUUUUUGUCUUUCUUACUUCUAUCUUAUCACUUUUCUUUCUUUCUUUCUUUCUUUCUUUCUUUCUUUCUCCGAAAUUAUCACUUUUCUUUCUUUUUUUUCUUUCUUACUUCUAUCUUAUCACUUUUCUUUCUUUCUUUCUUUCUUUCUUUCUUUCUUUCUUUCUUUCUCCGAAAUUAUCACUUUUCUUUCUUUUUGUCUUUCUUACUUCUAUCUUAUCACUUUUCUUUCUUUCUUUCUUUCUUUCUUUCUUUCUUUCUUUCUUUCUUUCUUUCUUUCUCCGAAAUUAUCACUUUUCUUUCUUUUUUUCUUUCUUACUUCUAUCUUAUCACUUUUCUUUCUUUCUUUCUUUCUUUCUUUCUUUCUUUCUUUCUUUCUUUCAAUAAUAUAUCGAUUCUUUUUUUUUUCUUAUCUAUUUUUGAGGCCAUUCUUUCUUUUGCAUUUGUCCUUCAGGAUUUUCUUACUUUCCUCUAUUUCAUUCAUUCAUUCAUUCAUUCUUUUCUUUCUUUCUUUCACCUAA